UUCCUCCUGACCACGGGCGCUCGUAGGCUCUGCCGUUGCGCUCGCAACGAAAAGCCCAAAAAAAUGCGCUGUUUCCGCGAGCGAAAAGCUCUCCUCCACAGAAACCACGACCAGCCUGUCCCUCCCGCCCUUCCGCGGCCUUCCCAAGGCUACGCCGCUAUCACACCUGGCCGUCUGGUGAGGCCAGCCGACGAAAAAUAUCUCGCCGGUAUCCGUCUCCUCGAACGAUGGCAGUCGCCCAGGCCGCAGCGGUCGCCGCGCCGGUGGUGGCUGCGGCUGCGGCCGCGCACACUGCCGCCUGCCUUCCCACCGCAUGCCGCCGGGGCACCUCGCGGUGGGCAUUAAUGCCGUCCCGGGCGCCGGUCGGGAUGGUGGGCGGGUUCAGGUGGCUACGGCGGCGCGCGCAAACCCGGGCACGGACGCGGCGCGGCAGGGCACGGGCCACCGGCCGCGCCCGCGGCCUCGUGGUCGUGGCCGAGUUCGGCGGGACCUACGAGGACGGAUUCGAAGACGUGCACAAGAAUAUCAUCAACUACUUCACCUACAAGGCCACGCACACGGUCCUGCACCAGCUGUACGAGAUGAAUCCCCCGUCGUACACCUGGCUCUACAACUACAUUACCGUCUGCGAUCCAUUAGAUGGCGAUUAUUUCCUUCGCUUGCUCGCAAAGGACCUGGCCGAGAGAGUGAUGAUCACACGCCUUCACCUGUACGGCAAAUGGAUCAAGAAAUGCGACCACGCCAUGAUGUACGAGCGGAUCUCUAAAGAGAACCUGGAUAUCAUGCGCCAGAGGCUGCUGGAGACGGUGGUCUGGCCGACCGAUGACACCAGCACCGGCGAUUAACGGCGGCACGACGAGACUGGAGCUCGCGACGACGCCGAGCAACGAGUAUGACUGCUUUCACUCGACAGUGUACUCUGUACAUUGUCUUCAGGGGUUUGAUUUGACCUGCUCAUUUCUGUAUACGACAGCCCUGCAUGGAUAGAACAGAGCACUUGAUGUAUAUUCUCUUCUAGGGGUUUAUGGUUUAGUGCAAUGGACCCUUUUUGUCCUUACAAUACAACUCAGCAAAGCAUCGUAACAAUGGUGUUCCUUUUUGUUUGAGAGCCUGGAUGUUUUGCCUUGUGCCUA
Setaria italica (foxtail millet) is the source of this 1133-nucleotide messenger RNA. RefSeq names its product chaperonin-like RbcX protein 2, chloroplastic. Gene Ontology annotation, biological process: ribulose bisphosphate carboxylase complex assembly. Lineage: Eukaryota; Viridiplantae; Streptophyta; Magnoliopsida; Poales; Poaceae. The coding region runs from base 228 to 845 and encodes 205 amino acids. The record is from RefSeq and is a predicted model, not a curated record. Gene Ontology annotation, molecular function: protein folding chaperone. The transcript has 5 exons.